AUGUGCUUCCCGGCGUGGCCGCAGGUGGUGACGGCGGCGCUGGAGCAGACCGCGGGCGCGGGCGGCGAGGAGGCGGUGCGGCCCGAGGACCAGCUGGCCGUGUACGACACCACGCCCUCCACGGCGCGCCUGCACGAGGACUCGACGGCGGCGACGGUGCGGCAGCAGGGCGCGCUGCUGGCGCUGGUGCUGGGCGUGCUGGCGGCCAGCCACACCGACUCCCCGGCCGAGUUCCUCGCCGGCCUGCUCGACGUGCACCACGAGGACAGCUCGCCGCAGCUGUCGGCGACGGUGCUGGAGUUCCUGCCGCACCUGCUGUACAUCUUCUACGAGGGCGCCAGCCCGCGUGACCUGGCGCUGCGCCACGCGUGGCUGAAGCAGCUGCAGGUGCGCGCGGAGGCGUCGCAGCGCCACGUGGACCUGGGCGAGUGCCUCAACUUCGCCGUGACGGCGUCUCGCACCCUGCGCGACGCGCUGACCAAGGCCGUGGUGGCGAGCGGCGGGCUGGCGGCGGCGCCGGCGCCGGAGGGGCUGCCGUGGGACGUGCGCUGGCUGCCCGGCGGCGCGCGCCUGCUGCGCCCGGCCGCCCGCGCCGCCGCCGCUGCGCGCGCCGCCAACCGCGUGGCGCUGCUGGCGCGCUUCCUCUUCCUGGCGCGCGUUGAGGAGGCCGCGUCCAAGGUGGAGCGCCCCCGCCCGCGCCCGCGCCCGCGCUCGCGCCCGCCGCCGCGCGCCGCCAAGACACGCCAGCCCAUCACCGUCGCAGAGUACUCGGAGGCGGUCUCCGCAGGAGAAAUGCAGGAUAAUGUGACCAGUCACCCACUAAUUGUCCACUUCAAGCCUUUCCUUGAAAACUUAGAUGCAUUUACUGAAACCAUACUAAGCAGUAAAUAUGUGUCGGUUAGUACUGAAGAAUGGGCAACGUUAGAAGCUGCUUUUCAGUGGCGCUUCCGCCUAGCAGAACAAGGUGCUUUGCAGUUAAUUGGAGAACCAGGCAGCCGGCAGUUGGACAUAGUUGUAGCUAGACUCACUGUGCACACUCACUGGUUACUUAAACAAAUGCUAUCACCUCUUCAAGAACUUGCUAAACAGGACCCACAAUUGCAAAGAAGCAAAUGCAGUAAGAAGUUAGCUUCGAUUCUUGAUUCAGUAAGCAGUGUCAUUAAGUCCUGUCAAACACCAUUGCAUCAAAUUGGCAAGAAAUUGCGAAGACUUGCAGGUCAACCUCUGCCUUAUUCUUCCUCUGAACAAAGUGAACUUGCACAACGAAUCCAAAGAGUUGCUGAUUUGUUACUAAUAUGGCCAUCAUCUGAUCCUGGCCACAUGAAACUGCAAUCUGCUCGUGUGGCAUUUCUGACCACAGAUGCAGGCAAGGAGGCACGUAAAUAUUUAGUGUGUGCCAUGGAAAACAUUAGAAAGAGUGAUCAGCUGGAAUUGGUGACAGAGUGUGUAGAACGAGUUGAACGUCUUUGUGAUGAAGCCAGUCUAACUUUCCGGGAUAGCUCUGGGACAGAACAAAAACCUAAAAUCCAGGAAGACAAAAAUUUAAUUUCCACUGAGGUGCAGCUAUGGCCUGUACAAGAAUACAUUGCUCUUUGUUUAGGAAUUUCAUUCAUGAAAGAACACUUAAAUGUGAAAUUUAGAUCUCAGGAUGAAAGUUUAUCUCCAAACACAACAGCUGGUACAAUCAGAAUAGAAGGAAAUCCUAAUAUUUCUACAACAUUGUGUGCAUUUUUGGAAGAUUUGCCAAGCAUUCCAGCAGAGAUGUUGAAUAUAGUUCGGCAGUUGUUUAAUCCAAGUGAUAGUACAAAUGUGCCAGUGUGUGAGCUCAUUCGAAUUAGUCUUCUUCAUCAUACUUUGUCUCCUUCUCGAUCCUUGAGCUCCCACUGGCUUUCUUGGAACUCAGCCAUAGACACAUCUGAUAAUGAAACUGUUGAAGAAUUUAUGACAGAUUUACAAGCAUCACAGGGAUCCCUGCCUAUGCACUGCCCUUUACUGACUAAUUUGGUAACCAACCUUGUUGUUGAAAGAGAAACAGAAAGGAAUUCAGGAGAAUCAAAUUUAAUAGCACAUUCUCCUCUAGGAAGACAACAUUUAAUCACACUAAAGUUCAAUACAUUAUUAAAUUUGCUGUGGAGAAAUAUGGCAACCCUUUCAUUACCCAACUUCUGCUACAAAUUGAAUGACUCACACUGUGUAUAUUCAGUCUAUUUAAAACUGAAGGAAACUUUGAAUUGUAUUUUAUUAGAUAUGAGUAAAAAGAAUGGUAUAACAUUUUCAUCUGGAAUGAACAUUGCUGAAAAAUUUGAUAAUUUUGUAAAAUUAGAAGGAAAAAGCCUACCAGAGGUUCAAAAGCUUUCUGAAGCCCUCCACACAUUGGAGGUUGUAGGAGAAAAACUUCAGAAAUUGUUAAAAAAGAAAGAAUCUGAAUCCGAUGUAGAAAUGUUGAUAGCUGCUGGUGAAGCAUGGAUGUUAGUUGGAUGCGUUCAAAUAAUUUUACUAACCAAAUUUGGCCAUUUUGAUCCAGUGGAGAAAAGAACAUUACAGUACUUGUAUGUAAUGGAAGAGCUUAAAGAUACAUCACAGCUAUUGUAUGCUCGUGAACUACAAGCAAAAUUGGCAGGUCUCAGCCUUUCAAAUCAGAUGCCAGAUGACCUUCAUCCCUUUAUUGUAGCUUCUCAUCAAAGACUUAAGCUUCUUUCUGACUACAAGAAUGAAUUGCAUAAGAAUUUGGCCUUUCGACCAUCAGUUCAACCUUAUUUCUGCCAACUUACCAAAGAUGCAAGUCAUUACUCCAGCAGCUUAGGUUCGGCAGAAAUGAUUCUGGGACUAAAGAAAAAAUUGCAAAACAUGUGCCAACAACUGCAAGAAAGUAUCCAACAUCCUGCAUUAGCUCAAACACGUGUUCAUGAAUUGUCUGUUGCUACUGGUACCCUGCUGAAUGAGGAGCGCAUGUGGCGCAAUUCACAACAAAUGUUUUGCUCACGCCUUGAGAAAACUUAUAAAUUGCAUUUUCCUGAUUUAGUUAUCCCACUCUUGUCUGCUGCACAACAGUUAUGUCACGGCACAAGUCUUUUGGCAUCUACCAUCCAGAAAUUACUUGUUCGUCUGAAAUUUAAAUUAGUAGAGGAUAUUGUCAAGUUGGUGCAGUUUCCAGUGGCGGUUCCCAAGCAAGGUGUUCCCUUAGGAACUGUGAGCCUAUGCCUUGAUCGUGUCUUUUGCCAGCAAUUGCAGCAACUCCUUUGUGAAGAUGAGAAUGAUCAGCCUCUCAAACGAGAAACCUACCGGCUAAUGAAAUCGGGUCUUCAAGAUAUAAGAAAUAUUAUUACUGCAGAGGGAAAUGUGGAUUCCACUACUUGGUCUUUGUUAGUAGAAAUAUUAACUCGAGUAGUAAAAUUAUGGGUGAGUGAGAGUGAUGAAAGAAAACGGAAAGAAACUGAAAAACAACAGAUUUUUAUUCAGAAAGGUACUACUCAGUGUGAAACUCUCUCAGAUGAGCAAUUGGAGGCACUGGGCCUCCAAGAAUUUUUUCCCACUACCAUAGACGAUGAUUUUGGAGAUUUAACUUUAAACACUGAUUCUGCUCCAGUUCUUAAACCUGUUGUUUCUUCAGAAUAUUUAGUUUCAUCUGAAGACAUGACAUUUGUCUCACGCUUACACUUCGAGUUAAUGAAGAUGUUUACUCACACUGAGUGGAUUGCUCCACCCCCUAAUUGUGUUGUGAAACCUAAUUUUGUAUCACCACUAUUGCAAAGAUUUCAGACAUUUCAUCAGCUUCUCCCACAUGCUGCAUCAGGACUUGAUUCAUCUGUAGAUUGGAGUUUGGCACCGAGUUUAGCUCUUUUAACAUCUCUAGCUCUGAGCGCUAGUAAUGGAAAUUACUUACCAAAUGUAUCUGAAAGGCCAGUACUACAUGAGUUCAGUAAGAGUGCGUCAGUUAUCCCUGAAAGACCACCUGAUUUCUACCAUGAUUCUAACAUGGAAGAGGCACGUCAGUGUUUGCCUGUUGUCAGUGCCAUUGAGAAGCGAACUAGGGAGUUGAAAAAAGAAUGGCCUGAUCACCCAACACUGAAUCAGAUUUUAGUGGUAAUAGAUCGAGUUACUUCCUUCCCUAUUACUAGUCCACUCUCAAGAUUUCUUACUGGUCUUGAAUUCUUGUUAGAGAAACUUCAAGACUGGGAAGAAAAUGCACAUAGUAAGGUUAGCAUGGCAAACCACAUGCAACAUCUUACCAAUCAAAUUAUUUCGUGGCGUAAACUUGAAUUGCAGUGUUGGAAGGAUUGCCUUAAUACUGCUGCUUACAGAAUGGCCACUAGUGCCUCACAUUGGUGGUUCCAUAUAUUUUCUAUUGUGGAAUCUUUUGAUAAAAGUGGUAUAACAGACACCUUGAACACAGAAAAGAAUCUCAUUAAAUCACUUCAAAACUUCAUGGAAAAAUCUGUUCUGGGAGAUUUCCAUGCUCGACUUGAUAUAUUAUUUUCCUUCCAUUGCCAUGCAAUUCACCUGUCAAACUCCAGUAGGCAAAGUAACCUUGUCAAUAUUCUAUGGAAUGUUCAUCAGUAUUACAAUCAGUUUUCAGAGCAAAUCGCUCUGAAAAUUCAUGAUCUACGAGCUCCGAUUGAGAAGAAAUUACGUGAUUUUGUGAAAAUAGCACGUUGGAACGAUAUUAAUUAUUGGGCAGUUAAGAAAGCUGUUGAGAAGACACGCCGCACACUGCUCAAAUAUGUCCGUGAAUUUGAAGCUAUUUUAAAGCAACCAGUGACAUCUGUUAUCACUAAUCCUCAUCCAGGUGGUGCCUCGCUGCUCUCAGAAGCUGUAGGCCAACUAGAUCGGCGUCAGCGACGACAAAGCAUGAAAAACAGAGAACUGCCUCCAGAUUUUUAUCUAACAUCCAGCGUUUUGGGGGCAAGUGAUGUGGAUGAGGAUCAAUUAAUUAUCCCAUGUGAGACAACCCAGAGGGCUACUCCUUUGCUUAAUAGAGCAGUUACCCUUUUUUACAAGUCACGUACCCUUAUCAAAGAGGCUCUUCCAGAAAUUUUAUACCCGCAAAUGAUAAAAACUACUGAUGAAAUAAUUGGUGAAAUGAUAAACACUGUAAAUCAUCUUAAGAGCUUAGAGAUUCCUAGUGACACGUCCAACCAACGGCGGAAGUCUCUUGCCAAAAGUCACCUUCAGCUGAAAAAGAAAGCCUUAUCUGAUGGAUUUCGCACUUUGCAACAAAUUGGAAUCUCUUUUCGUAAAGGUGUGGCUGUAUGGAACGAUGAAGAAAUUGCUAAUAGUUUGUUUGAUUUUAAUGUUCCACCUCUUGAUUUGGUUGUUGGUGUCCAACAUUCUACGUUUCAGUUGUGUGGUCUUGUGAAAGCUACUUCUAAAGGAUGUCGUCCUGAUGGUGAACUAGCUACAGUGUGUGAUGGAAGUGAGACCUAUUUUUAUCGGUCAAUGGCUAGGUUGUCACUUUUGGAUACUUUCCUUAAAAAUCCUCAUCCUGAUAUUGGACCUGCACUUAUUGAAAGACUGAGAGGAUUCAGUUCCCACUUAAUGAUUUAUGCAAAGAUGCAGAAAGAAAAACUUAUUGAAUCAUUCAAUUUAUUACGUUUUCUUCGUUUCUAUAUGUCUCAAGUUGCAUCAUUGAAGAAAAGUGAUACUUUCCUACCACGACAAUCAGAGCUCCACCAAUGUUGGAGAAACUUGAACAACUUGCUAGUCAACAUAAUUCUAUGGGCUGAACAGUUCCUUAUACUGUUAAAAGCAUGCCCACAGGAAACUGAAUCUUCUUUCGUUAUAGACCUUUCUGGUCAGUCAUCAGUAGAUAAAAUAAGUAGUAUGGUUCAUGCAGACCCAUGUUGGGAGGCUCUGACUAAAAAAUUAAAGAUUAUAAUAGCCAGUGCUUCAAAAUUCAAGCUUUCACUAAAUAAAUCUGGGAUUGUCAUACCUGAAAAUGCAUUGGACAGAGAUAGAAAGAAGAAAGAAAUGGAAUUAUCUCAAGGCCCAAAGAAUUUAGUCACACCUUCUCACUAUGAAUUAAUCAUUGAAGGCUAUGGAAAAGUUUCUGAUAUCAAUGAAGAACUAAAAACCAUAAAAUCUAUGUUUGAAAAUUCUGAAGAUUGUGGUAAUAUUUUUAAUCCUAUGAUUGAAUCUCUUAAAACACUUGAAACAUUAAUUCAAAAAGAAGUUAAUGUUUUUAAAGAAAUGCAAACUCCUGAUAGUUCAUUAAAAGGAUCAAAAAGAUCAGAUAUUGAAAUUGAAAAUAAAGAACUUGAAAUAUGUGUUAAUAUUCCUAAUAACACAAAAAAAGUUUCUGAGCAUAUGGCAAUGGAAGUUGAAGAGAACAGAGAUUCAAAUCAGUUAGGUAAUGUUCAGAUUUCCCUUUCAAAUAAGCAUUUAAAUGAACAUGACAAGAAAAAAGCUGUAAAUGAAUUCUGGGUUGAAGCUGAACAUCUUUUGGAGUUCACUUUGAUAGCAAUUCAGAAAGUUUACAAAAAAUAUACAGAUGAAAAGGGUGAAGAAAAAUCAAAAGAAGAAAAGAUCCAAAAUCAGGGUGAUGCAGAUAAUACAAAAGAUGUUGAUGUAAAUAAAGCAGAAGAUUUUAUUAGUGCAAUACAAGACAAUCAUUUAAAAGAAAAAAUAUUGGAAAAUUUGUUUUCUGAUUUAUGUGAUCUUCAAAUUCCUCAGGUGAAUAAAAUGUUAAGCAAGCUUAUUCACAGGUUAGUUGGAAUAAUGGAUUUGCAAGACUGGGAAAAAGAAGCCACAGAAUGUAAAAGGGCUCUUGUGUCUUGCAUUCCUUGUAUCGAUCAGCUCUCUCUCCUGCAUCAGUUCUUUGUAACACAGCAAGCAGCUUCAUACAGAGUCACCUGUAAAAUGAUGUCUGUGAUCUUGUCAAUUUCUAUAGAUUUGGCUCAAAAGGGAUUUUGUAUACCUCCGGAAUUGAUGCCUCAAGAAGGAGAGGAAGCAGGAGAUCCAAAAGGGGGACUGGGGCUUGGAGAAGGUGAAGGCGAGAAAGAUGUGUCUGAUAAGAUUCAAUCUGAAGAUCAACUUGAAGAUGCCAGAAAACCUGGAGAAGAAAAGGAGGAUGAACAGAAGGAUUGCAAGGAAGAGGAAAAAGGUAUUGAUUCUUCACAAGAUUUUGGUGGAAAAAUUCAAGACUUAGAAAAAGAUGAAGAGAAAGAUGGGUCAGAUGACUCGGAAGAGGAAGAGGAAGCUGACAAAGAGAUGGGAGAAAUAGGAGAAGAGGCAGACAAACUCGAUCAGGAAGUUUGGGGUAGUGAUUCUGAAAAUGAAGAUGAGGCAGAAGGAGAGGAAAAAGAAGAUCAGCACGGACAAGGAGAAACAACUGGAAAUCCUGAAUUGUCAGCCAAGGACGAUAAGAGAGAAGGAAAUGAUAGCGAUGAAGAUAACAGUGAUGAGGGAGGUGAUAAAAAAGAAAAACAAAAAGAAAUUAAUGAAUUUGAUGAGCCAGAAGUAGCUGAAGAUCAAGUGGAUCCAUAUCAUGGGAAACAACCAGAAUUACCUGAACCUGAGCCUUUGGAUCUACCAGACGAUUUGCAGUUAGAUGAAGAAGAUGGGAAAGAGGAAGGAGAAGAUGGAGAAAAUCCUUUUGAUAUUGAUGCAAUGAAAGAUCGUCAGAUUCCUGAAGAUCAAGAAACACAGGAUGAAGAACCUGUUGGACCCGAUGAAGAGACUAAAGAAGAUCCAAAAGAAGAUUCAAGUGAUGACGAUGAAGAAGAAACAGGAAAUGAUGGUCAAGAAAAAAAUGAUAUUCAGGAUUCAGAAAACAAUGAUGAAGAUGAAAGUGGAGAAGGCAAUGAAGGGAAGGAAGAUAAUGAAAAGGAAGAAAAGUCGGAAGAAGAAGAAAAGAAAAAGGAGGAAAAGGCGCUUCCUUCUGAUGACAUGCCAUCUGAAUCUCCUGCACAAGCUGCUGAUAUGGAGGCAGAGUCCUGUCAAGAAUCAAAGGAUAUGGUGGCUGAGAACAAGAACGAACAGAAAGAUGACGGUAAACAAGAUUCCGAAGAACUUGGGGAAGAAGGAGGAGAUGAACAACAAGGAGUGGGACAAGCUCAGGCAGAAGAACAGAAAUCAGGUCACAGAGGUCAUAUGUCAGCUCCCAAAGACAAAUUGCCAAGCAAUGCUACCCCUCCAGAGGUAGAGGAGAGAAAGGAUAAGCGUCAACGCCCUGGAGAGAGUGAUAGUACCCGAACAUUAGGUGAUGUAUCUGAGCCAAAUAAAAAACGUCUAAAAACAAUUGAUAUCAAACCAGAAAAUGAAGAUGAUGAUGCAACAAAAGAAGGAGAAGAAGAAAAGAAUGAGGAACAGGGAGCUGAAGAAGGAAGGAAAGGAGAAAUGUACCAACAUAUCAAGGACUCAAAAGAAUCUUAUGAUACCCAAACUCUUGAUGCAGCUACCCAAGACCAAGCAGAGAAACAGCCUGUUCCCAAUAAGGAAGAGGAAUCCGCAGAAGAACCCUCACCUGAAGAUGACUUGGGCCUUCAGGACGAUGAUGUCAUGGUUGAUGAAGAUAUUAAGAAACAACACCCUGAACAAUUACCUAGUGGGAAGAAAGAUAAAAAUAAGAAUAAUAAAACACAAUCAGAUGAACAAGAAGACAAUGUAGAAAUGGCAGUGGAUGUUGAAGGAGAUGUUGUGCCAACUGAAGGACCAAGUAGAGGUGCUGAGACCACAUUCCAUACUCAGUAUAAUUUUGAAGCAGAUGGGCCACCUCAAUUAAGAGAGAUUGAUUUGCAGGAAAUACGACAAACAUUGGAAAACCAAUUGUUGUCCUGGACUCAGCCUCCAGCAGAUGCUGAAGCGGCACAAGCUUGGCAAGGGUUUGUAUCGUUGACAGCUGGAUUGUCUCGUGAGUUAAGUGAGCAAUUGCGACUGGUUCUAGAACCUACACAAGCUGCAAGACUGAGAGGUGACUAUCGCACAGGACGUCGUAUUAACAUGCGCAAGGUUAUACCUUACAUUGCAAGCCAGUUCAGAAAGGACAAAAUCUGGUUAAGGCGUACAAAGCCUUCUAAACGAGAAUACCAGAUUGUUCUAGCAAUUGAUGAUUCCUCAAGUAUGGAUGAUAAUCACACCAAAGAGUUGGCCUUUGAAUCACUUGCCCUAGUGAGUCAAGCUCUUUCAUUAUUGGAGGCUGGUGAACUGGCAGUUGUUAGCUUUGGUGAUAAACCUCAAAUAUUGCAUCAGUUAGGUGAUACUUUUACUGAACACAGUGGAGGAAGACUUUUGCAGCAGUUUUCAUUUUCACAAAACCACACAAAAUUUGCCCAGUUGAUAGAUUUUUGUACAAUGCUUCUGCAAGAGAAUCGUCAGCGUGUUUCUUCAGGAUCAGAAUGUGCACAACUUCUCAUGAUUGUAUCUGAUGGUCGAGGUGUAUUUAGUGAAGGUGAUGCUAAGGUUCGACUUGCAAUUCGACAUGCUCGUCAAAAUCGCAUAUUCAUGGUAUUUGUAGUACUUGAUAAUCCAGAUUCCAAGCAUUCCAUUCUAGACAUUAAGGCAACAGUUUUUCAAGGAGGAAAGCUUUUAGGCUUGAAGUCUUAUCUUGAUACUUUCCCGUUCCCAUUUUAUUUAAUUCUGCGAGACAUCAAUUGUCUUCCUGCUGUUUUAAGUGAUGCUUUACGACAAUGGUUUGAACUAGUAACAAAUACAGAUAUUCAGUAAUUUUUGUACUUUGGACAAUAUUUUUUGUGUCAUAAAUGUUAUAUCAUUUCACUAAUCAUGUGUAUAUAAUGAAGCAUAACAAUGUGUUGAUCUCUUUAUGUACCAUUCUGUCUUUUGUUUAAAGUUUUAUUAUUGAAAGAUGAAUCCAUGUAAAACAGAUGACUUUGAUUUUCCAUUUAAUUGUAACAAUUGACUAUCAUGUAUUUUGUAAUGUUUUGAAGUUCCAAUAUCAAUCAUUGUUUUCUGUACUUGUAAUUCUAUAAAUAAUUGUAAGAUUUGUUGGUAAAGAUCUGAUAGAUCUGUUACUUAUGUGAAUUUGUAAGUAGAAAAGGUUUUGUUGAAGUGAUCAAUCACAAAGUUCCUAAAUUUGGAUUUAUAUAUUGUAAAAAGGGGUGAGUGUUCAUUAACCUGAGUGAUUAUGUUUGUUUUCAUUGUAUUUUUUACUUUAGAAUUAACUUUUAUUGAAGCAAAACAAAUGUUUUUGUACUAAUAAAUCUGUAGAGUGUACUGCAAGUUUUCAACUUGUGUAGUAUAUUUUUUAAAAUAAACUACUUUGAAAUGA
This is a messenger RNA of Gryllus bimaculatus (two-spotted cricket), 10222 nucleotides long. NCBI's taxonomy places the organism in Eukaryota, Metazoa, Arthropoda, Insecta, Orthoptera, Gryllidae. The record is from the annotation of a GenBank genome assembly.